ACUCGACGAGAUUGUUAUUUUUUUUACGGUGAUACCGGUGCACAUGCUAGUGUUAUUUCGAUGUUUUUCUGCGUAACAUAUUUACACCUUAUAGCCUAGCCAUUUGUUUGAAGUAUUAUAGUUUGGAUGCUCCCUUUUGACAUUCUAAAACUGUAUCUGCUGCUCUUCUAAAUCUGAUUGUAUAGAACUUUUGAGUGAUCAUAAUUUUCACCCGAUAAACAAGGAUAUUCUGCUUUUUUCUCCCUUAUCCGCUGGUUUAAAAUGUCCACAAUUCGCCGAAUCGGGAAGGGUUUGGUAGCUCUGGUAACCGGCGGCGCUUCUGGAUUGGGUAAAGCCACUGUGGAACGCCUGGCCAUCAACUGCACCACAGUAUUUGCCAUAGAUCUUCCCGAUUCCAUCCACAGCGUCCACAAGCAUUGGCAUUUCCCGCCGGAAUAUGAUCUGCACUACAGGGCAGCCGAUGUAACUGACGAAGCGCAAGUGUCUAAGGUGAUCGAGGAAAUUCGCGGGAAACACAAAAGAUUGGACUAUCUUGUAACAUGUGCCGGUAUCUUUGAACCACAACCGGCCUACCAUUUUGAUAAGAAUAAGCCGCAAAGCAUGGAUGAUUUUACGAGGACGUUCAAUGUGAAUGUCUUCGGCACAUUUAACGUAAUCCGCUUAGCGGUGGGCUUGAUGAAAGAGACGAAACCGCACAAUGGCAACGAAGAUCGUGGCGUCAUAGUUACCGUGUCCAGUAUUGCACGGGAUGAUGGGCCUGCGGACCAUGCCGCUUACAGCGCCAGCAAAGCAGCCGUGGCGGGUUUGACCGUGCCGCUGGCUCGCGAGUUUGGACCUUUGGGAAUUCGUGUGGUAUCUAUUGCGCCUGGCCCGAUGUACACACCGCUACUGGCGCGAGCCGGACAAGCAGUGGAAAAAUGUCCGCAGUCAACAAUUUUCCCACAGCGGUUAGGCCAACCGGAAGAGUUUGCCAGAAUAGUGGAAUUUAUUCUGGAAAAUCCCUUUGUCAACGCCACGACCAUCAGCUUCGAUGCCGGCUACAGGAACCCGGGUGGAUCAACGUUUUCCAAUAUGUGAUUGCUGCGGUUGACUUAAUUUAUUUGCCGCUAGGAAAAUAUGUUAUUUACCACUUCCAGUUAGACGCGCUUGCCAUUAUCAUUGACAAUUAAGCGGUCAAAAACCACGGUAUUCAAUGCGUUUGCUGUAGCGUACGUAUAUAUGUGUGCAAAAUUUCUUUUAAUUUCCUACUCUAUUUUAAACUUCGUUAAAGAAUUAGGAAAAAGCGAUAAAGAAGCAAACGGAUACAGAAAAGGGACGCAUAAUGUAUGGCACGGUGCACAUAUCUGGUACAGAAUUUCUGUUUUGGCUAUUGUGUCCGAUAUAUGGCAUGUAGGACAGUACGAGUGCUGCAUGUUACAAAGUACUUUAAUAAAAUUACUGGUUA
Messenger RNA from Paramacrobiotus metropolitanus, 1444 nucleotides. RefSeq names its product 3-hydroxyacyl-CoA dehydrogenase type-2-like. The coding region runs from base 262 to 1077 and encodes 271 amino acids. Gene Ontology annotation, molecular function: estradiol 17-beta-dehydrogenase [NAD(P)+] activity. The transcript is spliced from 5 exons. Gene Ontology annotation, biological process: androgen metabolic process; fatty acid metabolic process; estrogen metabolic process. Lineage: Eukaryota; Metazoa; Tardigrada; Eutardigrada; Parachela; Macrobiotidae. Gene Ontology annotation, cellular component: mitochondrion. The record is from RefSeq and is a predicted model, not a curated record.